Molecule: messenger RNA, 3026 nt
Organism: Sceloporus undulatus (fence lizard)
Lineage: Eukaryota; Metazoa; Chordata; Lepidosauria; Squamata; Phrynosomatidae
Gene: SLC16A14
Product: solute carrier family 16 member 14
Exons: 6
Coding region: 251-1810 (519 amino acids)
Biological process (GO): monocarboxylic acid transport; transmembrane transport
Molecular function (GO): monocarboxylic acid transmembrane transporter activity
Source: RefSeq, a predicted model, not a curated record
CGCGUUUCCUGGGUGCAGCGGCUGAGCAGAGAGGCUUCGGAGCAACUCUUCUCCUUUGCAGGUCAGCUGGACAAACUGAAGUAGAAAAUAUAAUUACAACAAUGGGCAAGCGAGAGAGACAUCAUUUUAUGGACCACUGAAAGGUUGCAGUAACUGUUUCAAAUUGGAAAAAGACUUGUGAACAUACACCCCGAUCCUUCAUUGUGGUUUAGUCAACUUCAGGUGAAGUCUCUGUAAUACUCAACAGAAGAUGUAUGCCAGCCAUGAAGAUAUUGGCUACGAAUUUGGAGAUAAGUUGAAAGAGCGGGAGAAGAAACUUAAAUCAAAUCCAGAUAUUGAUGGAGGAUGGGCAUGGAUGGUUGUACUUUCUUCUUUCCUUGUACACGUACUUGUCAUGGGAUCACAAAUGGCCCUUGGGAUUCUCAACAUGGAAUGGCUUGAAGAAUUCAACCAGAGUCGAGGCUUGACAGCAUGGGUCAGCUCCCUCAGUAUGGGCAUUACCUUGAUUGUAGGUCCUUUUAUUGGCCUAUUCAUCAACACUUGUGGAUGCCGGAAGACUGCAAUAACUGGGGGAAUCUUGAGUGCUUUAGGAUGGAUUUUGAGUUCCUAUGCCUCAAAUGUACAUUACCUUUUUAUUACAUUUGGCGUGACAGCUGGUAUUGGGAGUGGCAUGGUGUACUUGCCUGCUGUUGUCAUGGUAGGAGAAUAUUUUCAGAAGAGAAGAGCACUUGCCCAGGGACUGAGCACUACAGGGACAGGGUUUGGUACUUUCCUGAUGACAUUUUUGCUGAAAUAUCUUUGCAUGGAGUUUGGCUGGCGGAAUGCAAUGUUCAUCCAGGGUGCAGUCUGUUUGAACCUGUGUGUUUGCGGAGCACUCAUGAGACCCAUUUAUUACAAGGAGGAAGCUGCUGAAAAAAGUGGCAAGAGAAACAACUACCAAAGAAAGAGUCACGCAAAAGCUCUCUCCUGCUCUGCAGAAACACUGACAUCUAAUGGCAUCAUCAGGGAAGAAGAAAAAGAGACAAAAGAAGGACAAGGUAAGGAUGAAAAGCUUGGCAGCCUCCCAGCCUUGGAAAACAAAGAUGUAACUGGACAUGGAAAUAAUAUCUAUGCUCUUUGUAUUUUGAAGACAAUGAGCCAACUAAUAGUUACAAUCCAGAAAGGGUUCAGGAUGUGGUAUUCUAGUUACUUUGGAGCAGCAUCCCUUUUUACCAACAGGAAAUUUGCAGCCUUUGUUUUUUGGGCCUUAUUUGCUUAUAGCACUUUUGUGAUCCCUUUUAUCCAUCUCCCAGAAAUAGUGAAACAGUAUCACCUAUCUGCACAGAAUGAUAUUUUUCCAUUGACUUCAAUUAUUGCAAUUGUUCACAUUUUUGGAAAGGUCAUUCUAGGCAUCAUCUCCGAUUCCUCCUGUAUCAGUGCUUGGAAUGUGUUCAUGGCAGCAAACUUCAUCCUUGUCUCUUGCAUUUUUAUUUUGCCACUAAUGCACACUUAUGUUGGACUGGCUGUGGUCUGUGCCCUAAUAGGAUUUUCCAGUGGGUAUUUUUCACUCAUGCCUGUUGUAACAGAAGAUUUAGUAGGAAUUAAGCAUCUUGCAAAUGCCUAUGGAAUCAUAAUCUGUGCCAAUGGGAUAUCAGCAUUGCUGGGGCCUCCAUUUGCAGGAUGGAUUUAUGACCUCACACAAAAAUAUGACUUUUCUUUCUAUAUAUGUGGCCUGCUUUACAUGUUGGGAAUACUAACUUUACUUAUUCAGCCUUGUAUUGGCAAGAAAAAGCCAUCACCAGAGAAAAGCACUGAAAAUGGAAAAGUAUAGGACAGUUCAGUGUUUUUAGAGGGAUUGUCAUUGUUUCAUUUCUAUUUCCUGAGAAAAUUUCAGAUUAUAUCUGAUGCAACCAACAUGGACUGAAUUAUACCAAAUUUGGACACUAAAUAAACUUUGCACUGCCAUUGUCAAUGGACUGAAGGAAAAUACCCUUUAGAUGGCAGUUGUAUUGGUAGAUGUUCUUUUUACAAGCAUCACUCAACAGACUGGAAUUCAUUUGCUCCUGAUUUAUACUGGGGAAGGGGGAAUUUGUCCCAUCAGGAAUCAGUGAAAUGAAAAUAAUUCCUAUUGACUAUUCCAACUGAUAAUGACUUCCUGAACAGAAGCCAAAUGUCCACUUAUAUUAAUAAGUAAACACAUGAAUGACAAUUUCUUCUUUACAAAUCUCAUAAUUGUAGUAAGUUAGGCUUUAAAUAUAGGAUAAAUCAUGUGUGCCUGCUGCCACAAAGCAAGUAAUUCUGUUCAAGCCACCUAAACUAACCUUCAGAUGCAAACACAGCAAAGUAGUACCAUGGUGACAAAUGUUAAAAGGUUUAAAUGAUUAUAGAUGGGAAGAUGUGCCCUGAUUCUUGGGAUUAAAGGAUCAGUGGUGAGGCUGCUAAUUUCUUAUGUGCUUAACUAGAGGUAGCUACUGGCUGUGGGAAGCUUGACAGGGUCAGCAGAUUUUCAUUCGGUUUUGAUGGACAGCUGCCUUUAGUUCUUGCUUGCAGAGUGGGGAAGUAUAGCCAAAUCAUUUUAAUUUUGCUUGCAUCAACACACCAUAAUACAUUAGUGCGAUAUCAAUCAACAGACUUUAUUCACUUUGAUUCAUAAGGGUUAUUAAAAACUGUCAGAAUUAUCUGCAUUGGCAUCAAUGAAAUUCACACAAAUGUACUAUCUGUAUGUGGUAUACAGAUCAAAGCACACCUCAUUCUCAGAUAAGUCUGACUGUCUUCUUUCAUGUAAUUAUUACAUUAUGUGCUGUAAAAGCAAGUUGCUUACCUGUAACUGGUUCUUCAAGUGGUCAUCUAUGAAACAUAGAAAGCAAGUAGAAUCUCUAGCCAAACAUCAUGCUUAUAGUGAUUUACAAAAGUGACUGAGCCCAAGUAGCUAUUUGACAGAUGGUUUGUACCUGGGUGCAAGGGCACUGGUGGUUGUCCGGAAUGGCGAGCAGGUCCAUCUUUGGAUAGCCAUUAGCGUAUCUAUUUCAGACAAGCAAAGAUUUGUG